AUGUGGUUCAACUCUAUAGGGCCGCUUGUGGUAGCCCUUGGCCUUGCCUCAUCGGCGAUAGCCAGAGGGCAUAGUAGGAUCCCGUCCCGUCCCGAUGUCAUACCUGGCCCUUACGACACCGGCAGUGCGAUGCCCCUUUCACCACCGCGAGACAAGGGUCGCUACUGUCACGUAGACCAGGGGCUCGAAGAGAAUCGAGACGACGCACCCAGAAUCUUACAAGCUCUGCAAGAGUGUAAUGAUGGCGGUACGAUUGUGUUCGACAAAUCGUACCUAAUCGGUUCGCCUCUGGAUCUCACUUUUCUUAAGCAUGUCGACCUUGUAAUCACCGGCGAUAUCUCCUUCGACGAUUCAGAUGUGUACUAUUGGCAUAAUAACAGCUUCAAAUAUACGUUCCAAAACCAAAGUGUGUUUUGGAAAAUCGGUGGCGAAGAUGUGAAUAUAUAUGGCGAUCUUACUCUAGAGGAGGGUAAGAGCGUUAUCAACGGUAAGGGCGAGGCUUAUUGGGAAGCGGUACGGAAUGAUUCAGCUUUAUUCAGACCAAUGCUCUUCGCUCUCGAUGGGGUGAAAGGGGCUACCAUGUCAAAUUUACGAAUGCGUAACCCACCAAAUUGGUUUAAUAUCAUUGCGAAUAGUUCUGACGUAAUAAUCAGCAACAUGGACCUUCGUGCAAAAUCAUUUAAAGGGACUAAGAUUUCCAACUCGGACGGCUGGGACACAUAUCGCUCAGAUCGAAUAGUGAUUCAAGACUCGUUCAUUGAUAAUUCUGAUGAUUGUGUUUCUUUCAAGCCAAAUAGCACGAAUGUUGUUAUCCAAAACCUACAGUGUAUUGGCUCGCACGGCAUCAGCAUCGGUUCUAUCGGGCAAUACCCGAACGAAACGGAUAUCGUCGAGAACCUCUACAUCUAUAAUAUAUCCAUGACAAAUGCUAGUGAUUUCGCGCGAAUAAAAGUGUGGCCUGGUAUACAGACUAACUUUCAAACUCACCUUGCUGGCGGUGGAGGAACCGGCUAUGUUCGAAACGUCACCUACGAUCUUCUCUACAGCAACAACAAUGAUAGAGCCAUCACCAUCACCCAAUGUUACGGACAAAGCAACAAGACUCUAUGCAAUGAAUAUCCGGCAAAUUUGACUAUCGAGGAUGUCACCAUGAAGAACAUCUAUGGAACAACUUCCGCAAAGUUGGACCCUGAAGCUGGUACUCUUGUGUGUAGUGCCCCAGAUCGAUGCAGUGGCAUUAGAGUUGAGAAUAUCACAGUUGAAGUCCCCAGUGGGAAAUCCCCUGUUUACGAAUGUAGAAAUAUGGACAAUAGCUUGCUAGAACUUACUUGCAUUGCAGAGUCUGAUGAAGAUAGAGAUACUUCUCAAGGUUAA
Molecule: messenger RNA, 1374 nt
Organism: Annulohypoxylon maeteangense
Lineage: Eukaryota; Fungi; Ascomycota; Sordariomycetes; Xylariales; Hypoxylaceae
Product: glycoside hydrolase family 28 protein
Exons: 7
Coding region: 1-1374 (457 amino acids)
Biological process (GO): carbohydrate metabolic process
Molecular function (GO): polygalacturonase activity
Source: RefSeq, a predicted model, not a curated record